Molecule: messenger RNA, 1713 nt
Organism: Trichobilharzia regenti
Lineage: Eukaryota; Metazoa; Platyhelminthes; Trematoda; Strigeidida; Schistosomatidae
Source: the annotation of a GenBank genome assembly
AUGAGCUCAUUCUCAAGUGAUAGGAGUCAAGAUGAUCAUAGUCCUGCAAGGCGUCGUUCACCUGCUGAGAGAAGAUCAAGAAGCCGCUCUCCUCGACGCGUUCGAGUGAAAUCAAAGCGCAUAGUUAUCGCUAACAUUCCAUAUGAUCUUAAUUGGCAAAAGUUGAAAGAGUUAUUCAGAGAACAAAUUGGAUUUACGGGUUUUCUGCAGUUGUUUAAGAAAAAUGGCAAACCUAACGGGAUGGGUCUGAUGGAGUUCAAGACAACUGAAGGGGCUGAAAAAGCUAUAGAAAAAAUGCACCGAUUUGAAAUUGGGGACAGAAAGCUGGUCGUUCGAGAAGAAACUGCCCGUGAUGCCGCUCGUAUUGCAACAAUGGAGGUGGAUACCCCACUUCCAAGUGACUCCAUGAAUACAAGUGAAGCAGUUAACUCAGCGCCAGUGGGACCAAUUUACACCCCACAGAUGCUUAGUCAAAUGGGUAUUGAAGGUCCAAUUACAGAUUCGGUGUAUGUUAGUAAUCUUGAUUAUAGCGUGACCUGGCAGAAACUCAAGGAUGUAUUUAAGUUAGCAGGAAGAAUCACCAGUUCUGUUAUUAAAACUGACUCUGAAGGCAAAUCACGUGGAGUUGGCAUAUUAAAGUUUUCAAGUCCUUAUGAAGCUGUCCAAGCUGUUAGUAUGUUUAACAACCAGAUAUUAAAAGACAGACCAAUGCGUGUAAAGAUUGAUCGUCAGGGUACUCCUGCCUCGUCAGAUAUACUUUAUCCUCCGUCACGAACUGGUUCAUCUGGCAUUCUGGGCUCUACUGCACCAGUGACUUCUAAUCCUGCUUCAACCGGACAGUCUUCAAACCUUAUUGCCGCUCUUUUAACUCUUCUUGGUCUGAAAACAACUGUAGAUUCAAAUCCUCAAGGUGGUGGGAUAGCUGAAAUUCUGCGUACUUUGGGAGGGAAUACAAACCCUGCUGGAGGUCUUAAUGCUUUGUCAACUGGACAGUCUAACGGUUCUUUGGGUUUUGGCAACAAUGCGUUGUCAAAUGUUUCACAAAGUUCAGGGGGGAAUCGAUUUGGUUCAGGUCAAUUUACAGACGAGGGAUUACAACAACUGAUCUCAGCAGCUGCCGCAGGUGGGAUGUCUCAGUCACAAAUAGCCAAUGUAUUGUCAGCUCUUGGUGUGUCUCAGAGUUCUCAUUUGGAUCAGUCUGGUCAGUUGAAUGGUUCAAAUAUCGUCGGUCGACAUGGUACUGCUGGUGGGGUUGUCGGUGGUGUUGUUGGUGAUCGAGACUUUGAUAAUUCACGUUUUGACAGCGGACAUCAUUUGAAAUAUGAGACUUCAGGAAAUUAUCGUCUAGACUCGCGUAGUGCUGUUCCUAUGAUGAGAUCUGAACCUGCAGACAAUUAUGUGCAUGCAGGAAACUAUCCUAGAUCUGGACGUGGGCGUGGUGAAGAUGUUUCACAGUUUGAUAAUAGUCGAUGGAAUGCAACCGAAAAGUUGAUUGUGAAAAAUAUUCCAUUCUCUCUGUCUGCUAAUGAUGUGAAGAAGAUAUUUAGAGAGGUUGGGGAAAUGAGUUAUUUCAAUCUGGUUACGGAUAAUGAUGGUCGUUCGCAAGGGAUCGCGUUUAUCGCGUACACCAAUCCUGAUGAUAUUUAUAGAGCCAUAGACCUUUAUGAUGGUAAACUAUUUGAAGGGCGACGUAUUCGACUGCAUGCUGAAUAA